UGAAAGGUCACCCAGAAAAGCUUGGUGUAAAUACGGGUUUCAUUUUCUGUUGUUUAACGUGCAAUAGUUUGUUGUGGUAGUAUUUCAUGAAUACUGAAAGUGUCUUGUAACGUUAGUAAUGAAUUUGCUCUUGUAGCUAGUAUCUAGUAGUGGGUAUAUAGCAGAAUAUCUGCAUAACAGCGGUCGGUACAGUUUCCCCACCGUUAGCUGUUUUGGUUUUGGUUGGGUUGGUUGAGGAAGAAGCGUGCAUCCAUCGUUUGCUAGUUAGCUAGGUUGUUAACGUUUCCUAGUAGCUAUGUAACAUUAGCUAACGAUCUAACGACGACCCUUUCGAUUGUGGCAUUUGCUUUUACAUGUAGCUGACUUGUUUGUUAAUACUUACAGUGGCAUCUCCACGGAGGCCAAGUUAGGCAUUAUUUGAGCUGGAGAUCUUUCUUCGAGCAUUGUGGCUAGUCAUUUUGUGUCCAGUAGAUUAAUAGAGCAGCAACGGAUAUUUCAAAAACCUGUAAGUUACAUUAAUUCUGAAAGAAUGCAAGCCACAUUCAUCCUGUGUUGCCUAUUUCUGGCUGUUCACGGGCAAGUGGAUGAGGACGAAUGGAUCGACCCCACUGACAUGUUGAACUACGAUGCUUCCACAAAAACCAUGAGGAAACCUCCAGAGAGCUAUGAUAACGUCCCCACAAAAAGGAGGGAGUACACGCAAGAUUCAUGUCCAAAGCCUUCCUGCCCGGAGCCUUCCUGCCCGGAGCCUUCCUGCCCAGAUAUUACCGAGUGCAGUAAUAAAGUCGCCAAUCUACAGAGCGAGAUUCAAGCACAGGAAAAGAGGAUUCGAUCCACAUCCCAGAUGCCUGCUGUUCACCCAGUUUUUAAACGAUACCUCGCCAGGCUCUUGAAUGGAAUUAAAAAACUGGGACUUCCCAAAGAAGCACAUAGUGACGUCCACUACGAUGCUGAAGUGAAGCUGUCACAAAGUUCUGUGGCGGAGAUUCAGAAGAUUUUGAAUGAGGACGAUGGCUUGAGAACGGGGGCCUUGGAUGACGCUCUGAGCGAGAUACUGGUCAAUUUCAAAAAACAUGAUUACGAGGUCUGGAAGUGGCGCUUUGAGGACACUUUCGGUGUGGACAUUGGCACCAUUAUGCAGGUCUGUGCCUGCGUAUUAAUUGUAGUAGUGAUAAUAUGUACGGAGUUGUGGUCAACAGUGUCUUGGUUUGUACAGUUCAAGCGAGUCUUUGCGGUCUGCUUCUUCAUCAGCAUUGCCUGGAAUUGGCUCUACCUCUACAAGGUAGCCUUUGCUGAGCAUCAAGCCAAUAUUGUAAAGUUGGAAAGUUUCAAUGAGAAGUGUACUGGAGUGAAGAAGAUUGACUGGAAGGAUAACCUGAGCGAAUGGUUCAGAAGCACCUGGACUCUACAAGAUGACCCAUGUAUGAAAUACUAUGAGUUGCUCAUCGUGAACCCAAUGUUACUGGUGCCUCCAACGAAGGCAAUUUCUGUCACCAUUACCACUUUCAUUACGGAGCCGCUUAAACAUUUUGGGCAGGGUAUCAGUGAGUUCCUUAGAGCUCUCCUCAAAGACCUGCCAAUCACGCUACAGAUCCCUGUCCUUUUGACUAUUGUCCUGGCCAUCUUGGUCUUCAUGUAUGGAAGUGCCCAGGCUGCGAUCCAACAUGUCCUCCCCAGACCACUGGGGGGUCGCCAGAACCCACCCCCAGCUGUUGCUGCACAGGGCCCGGUACCACAGCUAAGGGAAGCAGCUCCAGAUCAACCAGCAGGGGGCGAUGCACCCCUUCAGGCUCCACCCCCAAGAACACAGGUCCAGCACAGAGCCCCUGUGCACCAGCGGAGGCAGAACAGGCACAGGGAGGACCAGGCCCCAGUGUUGGUGGAGACCCUGCGCCAAGCCGACCAGGCCUUCGCCGAGGACGAGAUUGACGCGGAGCAGCGAGAAGAUCGCUCCGAGGCGGAGGACCAUGAACUGCCUACAGGAGGUGCUGUUUCUGAGGAAGAGGAGGUUAUGGCUGGAGAUGAAUCCCCCUCUGGUGACUCGCAGUGUAUUUCAAAGGACAGGUUAAAAUCUGAAAGUCCAGGUGCCAGAAGCAAGUCUGGUCAGCAAAGAAGGGACAACCCGCCACGGAAUUCCCAGAGACCAAACGUGACGGAUGGUUUGUCAGAAGAGAACACCACAUCUGUCACACGGAGACGUGUAGAAAAUAUUGGAUCACCAAUACAGGAAACUGCUGCUCAACUUUACUAGCAACAAAGUACUGGUCCGAUAUGUAUGUGCUGUAAAUAUGGAGUCCCACCUCUACCACCAGGAGAAUGUCCGACCUUACAUUUUGGGCUGUUGAUUUUUAUUUUAUUUUUAAUUCUUUUUUUAUCUCUUUUUUCAAUCUUUGUAUGAAAAAAUAAAUAUAUGCUUCACCAUG
Conger conger (European conger) is the source of this 2423-nucleotide messenger RNA. RefSeq names its product chloride channel CLIC-like protein 1. Gene Ontology annotation, cellular component: membrane; endoplasmic reticulum. The record is from RefSeq and is a predicted model, not a curated record. The transcript is spliced from 10 exons. Gene Ontology annotation, molecular function: chloride channel activity. Bases 530 to 2251 code for a protein of 573 amino acids. NCBI's taxonomy places the organism in Eukaryota, Metazoa, Chordata, Actinopteri, Anguilliformes, Congridae.